AUGGAUCCUUACGCAGAAGUUGAAAGCUCCGAUUACAGCAUAAACCCUAAUAUUGUAGCGUCUGCGUCGUCUAGUUCUCCGCCGGCAGCCACAACUCCCAGCCGGUAUGAGAACCAGAAACGCCGAGACUGGAAUACCUUCUGUCAGUACCUGAAGAAUCACCGGCCACCACUCGCGCUUUCUCGAUGUAGUGGUGCCAACGUGCUCGAGUUUCUCCGGUAUCUUGACCAGUUUGGGAAGACUAAAGUCCACACACCGGUGUGCCCGUUUUACGGGCACCCGAACCCACCUUGCCCUUGCCCUUGUCCUCUUCGUCAGGCGUGGGGAAGCUUGGAUGCGUUGAUAGGCCGUCUCCGGGCAGCCUACGAAGAGAGCGGUGGGCAACCGGAGAUGAACCCUUUUGGUGCUCGAGCUGUUAGACUUUACCUUCGAGAAGUUCGAGAUCUACAAUCGAAAGCAAGAGGAAUCAGCUACGAGAAGAAAAAACGAAAAAGACCUCCACAACAAGAACAUCAACAGUUUCCAAACAACUCAUCAUUUCAAGCUUUUACUCUUCCACCAGGUGAUCACACUUGA
Lactuca virosa is the source of this 576-nucleotide messenger RNA. The record is from the annotation of a GenBank genome assembly. Lineage: Eukaryota; Viridiplantae; Streptophyta; Magnoliopsida; Asterales; Asteraceae.